Messenger RNA from Aspergillus mulundensis, 345 nucleotides. RefSeq lists its product as uncharacterized. The record is from RefSeq and is a predicted model, not a curated record. The transcript has a single exon. NCBI's taxonomy places the organism in Eukaryota, Fungi, Ascomycota, Eurotiomycetes, Eurotiales, Aspergillaceae. The coding region runs from base 1 to 345 and encodes 114 amino acids.
AUGAACAACACAACCGUUACAACCCUCGCAUUUUCCUCGAAUCCCCAGCCCUCGACGUCGAAUACCCUCGGCACCCCUACCGCAACCCAAAACCAGAUGCAAACUCAGAGCCAGCCGCAACCGGCAAGUAGCCAGCCGCAACAAUUCGCAGCCGCUCAAGGCACCACGCAGACGGCGCAGGCGCAGUCACAGUCACAUCCGACGCACUAUCCACAUCAAAUAAGCGGCAAUGGCGGUCCCACGGCGACAGCACCCUUCCUGCGAGACUUUAGCCUAGUCGCCGAGGCUGCGAAACGAGCGCAGGUAGCCAUCGUGACGAGGGACCUCGAGGGGGUUUCGUUAUAA